UCUCUCUGUUUUCACAUUAUCAUACCAAAAAAAGAAAGAAAUAUUUCUCUAGCUUUUUCCCAAGCAUCACCCUUUAUCAUUUUCUCAAUUGAAACAUAUAUACCUAUGUUUAUGUUUCUUGAAAUUCGAAAAAUUUAAGGAAAAGAUCAUACUUGGUUAUUAAUUUUCUUUUGUUUUACAGAUUGUUGUCUGAUGGGUAAUUGUAUUGGUUCAUCAGCUAGAGUUGAUACCAGUCUCAGCUCUCAUAACAUUUCUGCUUCUGAAGCCUCUAGGGUUCCCAGCAGAACCAGCCAUUCUUCUAUUCUAUCAAGUUUAAGUAUUCCAUCUUAUAGUCGGAAAAGCAGUGUUGAUACCCUUUCUACUCCAAGGUCUGAAGGCGAGAUUUUGUUUUCUCCCAAUGUCAAGUCCUUCUCCUUUAAUGAAUUGAAAAGUGCAACAAGGAACUUUAGACCUGACAGUCUUCUUGGCGAAGGAGGAUUUGGUUAUGUUUUCAAAGGAUGGAUUGAUGAACAUACUCUUACUGCUGCAAAGCCUGGUUCUGGAAUGGUCAUUGCGGUCAAGAAAUUGAAGCCAGAGGGUUUGCAGGGUCACAAGGAGUGGGUGACUGAAGUUAAUUACCUUGGGCAACUUCGUCAUCCAAACCUGGUUAAACUUAUUGGGUAUUGUAUAGAGGGAGAUGAUCGACUAUUGGUGUAUGAGUUCAUGCCUAAAGGAAGCUUGGAGAAUCAUUUAUUUCGAAGAGGUCCUCAGCCUCUAACUUGGUUGACAAGAAUUAAGGUGGCGAUUGGUGCUGCUAGAGGUCUUGCUUUCCUACAUGAUGCUAAAGAACAAGUUAUAUAUCGCGAUUUUAAGGCUUCUAAUAUUCUAUUAGAUGGGGAAUUUAAUGCAAAGUUGUCUGAUUUUGGUUUAGCCAAGGCAGGGCCAACUGGUGAUCGGACUCAUGUAUCCACUCAAGUCAUCGGUACACAGGGCUAUGCUGCUCCAGAAUAUGUUGCCACAGGUCGAUUGACAUCAAGAAGUGACGUAUACAGCUUCGGGGUUGUAUUGCUUGAACUAUUAUCAGGGCGUCGUGCUCUCGAUAAAACAAAGGUUGGCGUUGAGCAGAAUCUUGUGGAUUGGGCAAAGCCAUAUCUAGGGGAUAAGAGAAGGUUGUUCCGAAUCAUGGACACUAAACUAGAGGGCCAAUAUCCUCAGAAAGGAGCAUAUACAGCUGCUAACCUUGCUUGGCAGUGUCUAAGCAACGAGCCCAAGCUAAGGCCACGUAUGUCUGAAGUUUUAGCUGCUCUUGAACAGCUUCAAGCACCGAAAGGUGUUAACAAAGUCUCUCGGAUUGAGCAUCGAGCCACUUCUAGCUCAGUUCCAGUUUCUCCAUUUAGACACCGUUCAUCACUCAGCGUGACACCCCAUGCCUCUCCAUUACAGGCCUAUCACAAGUCUCCACGCGGAAGGUGACUCCUAGAAAAUAAACUUCUAUUUGGUUGUCAUUGUAAAGUUUUCCUAUAUGUAGCAAAUUUUGUUGUCUAGAUGCAUUGACAUGCAGAAUCAACAGAUUGUUUUCAUGUAAAAUGUUGGAAUCAUCACUCUGUAACCCACUGAUUGAUAGAGUUGGCUCUUUGGUCACAAUUAGUCUUGUUUUCACAUAAUGUUUUUUUUUCUUGA
Molecule: messenger RNA, 1659 nt
Organism: Solanum dulcamara
Lineage: Eukaryota; Viridiplantae; Streptophyta; Magnoliopsida; Solanales; Solanaceae
Product: probable serine/threonine-protein kinase PBL3
Exons: 6
Coding region: 193-1452 (419 amino acids)
Biological process (GO): protein phosphorylation
Molecular function (GO): ATP binding; protein kinase activity
Source: RefSeq, a predicted model, not a curated record